UUUCGAACCUAUCGUAAAAAUUUACGACAACACUGGUUGUACGUUCUAUAGUUGAUAUUCAUUUGUUGAAAAUGGAGGCGUGAUGGAUGUGCAUACAUCGGGAAACCAGGAUUUUCAAGUUAGCGGUUGUGACUAUUACCAGUAAACAUCAAUAUGGCUGGAAAUAAGAUUAACACGAAGCAAAAAGGCAAAGAUGACAAGAAUAAAUCUAAUAAAUCCAUGCAUCAUUCAAAUGAAGACAAUGAAGAACUUGACUUUUCUGUGCUAAGAAAACCUAUACGUACUAGUGUUACAGGAUUUGCACAAGCAAGAAAAAUAUUUGAUUGGGCAACUGAGGAACUAAAAGGUCUUCUAUCAAAUGAAUGUGAUGUAUUAUAUGAGUGUAAAGUGUGCCGCAAUAUAUUUAGAAGUUUGGCCAAUUUCAUUUCACAUAAAAGAGUAUAUUGUAAGGAAACAUUUAAUUCAUCUUCUCAUGGUCACUUUGUGAAACCUAAUUCUACUGCCAAGGAAAUAUUAAGAAUAAAGCGUUUAGAAGAAGGUUACCAAGAAUCUUUGAAAGAGAAAAAUGUUGCAGAAAUUAUGGAUGUUGAUGAAAUCAAUGACAGGAUACCAUUGACAAAGGACUUGACUACAAUCAUAGAAAAAAUAGCUCAAUAUAAGGGUGAAAAGAACUCCGAAGAACAUCAUGUGGUGUUGCAAAAGAUUCCAAGUAGCUCAGUUGCUGUGUUUCAAAAUCUUGAAUUUUCUGAACAGAAACAGGAUAAUAUGAGAGCUCAGGUCACUGAAUUAGAUAAUAUCCUGUCUAGGGAUAAAGCUAUCCUUAUGAGCGAUGGAAAGUUCAAAACACAAAGUUCAACUCCUGAUUUGGAAAAUGUCAUACAAAUAAGCGACGACGAGGAAAAUGAGGAUGGUGGCAAUUUGAAGUGCAAAAUUUGUGACCAACAGUUUUCUACUAUAAAAACGUUGAAAUUCCACAUGAAAUACAAACACUUGGAGAGUCGGCUGGUAUACCCGUGCCCUGACUGCCUGGAGAUAUUCUCUACGUCUUGGAGCGUUUACCGUCACCUCUUCAAGGUUCACAGAAAAACUGCUGCGCAGAUCAGGAAAUUAAGGGAAUCUAUACAAGCAAAAGCUUUUAAAAUGAACAAUCCGCCAGCGUAUUAUGAAAAGCGUAAAAAUAUGAAGCCCCCCGUUGCGCAGAAAAUCACUGAAGAAGAACGCCUAGACCAAGAGAAUCAGGCGUGGAUGGACAACGUGGAAGGCGAGGGCGAGACGCCGCGCUGCUUCGGUUGCGGACGCAGCUUCGAGCGGCGCGCCGCGCUCGCCGCGCACGCGCACACGUGCCAGCCGCGCCGCGCCGUGCGCGCGCGCCGCUCCGACACCAAGAGGAUCGAGAUACAGAUCCGCAAGGACUACCACAAGGGGCCGUCGGCUGUCAUCGCUGGACUGAGGACCGCCGAAGCUGUUUCAGAAAGCAAACCUACCGCCUCUUCACCUAUUAAGACCAUAAAAGAAGAAAAUAUUUCUGAAAACAAAACUGAAGAAUUGGAAGAAGCAACAAUGGACAUUAUGAAUAAUGAACCGUCCUCUAAAGAAUCUUCUAAAUCUCCCGAAAAGGCGGAAGACAAUAAACCUGAGACAGUGCCGAAGUUUGUUUCAAAGUUACCAUAUUCCCAUCAGGCGGAAAAAAGCAAUAUAACUGCAUUUAGGCAAAAAAUUCUACCCAAUAUAGAUAUGACUACAUUUGCGUGCAAAAAAUGUGAAAUUCAACACAGUAACAUCCAGGAACUGUACGACCACAUGGCCGAUCAUUAUAAAUGGAUGAGAUAUGCGUGUAAACUGUGCAAUUUUAAACACUACGAUUUUGAAAAAUUGCCUGAUCACGUAAAAGUUGUUCAUAAAUUGAAAGGAGACUCUGAUUUUUACUUCAGCACUGUGAAAGCGGUUGACGGGACGGAAGCCUUAGAAUUGUCGGAAUCUUUAGAAGGAAAUGAUGCAAAUGAAGUGAGCCCAGAUUCGCGACGACCUAGUAGAUGCUCCAGUGACUCUAGUCGCCUAUCAGAUGAUAGCUCAUCCAGCAGUACACGAAUAGAAUCAGGUUCUAGAAAACGCAAAAUGAAUCAUAGCAGAACUCAUUCUAAAAAAAGAAAAGAGUUCUUAAAUGAUGACGACGAAGAUUUCAAGGUUACCAGCGACUUGGAUAAGGAUGUAAAUACUAUGCUUAUAGACAAUGAUUCUUCAUCAAAUACCAAACCAUUUGAAGAAAAUUCAUCAGACUUGGAUGAACUUGAAGAUAAAAUGAAUAAGAAAACCAACGCAGAGAGGCUUUCAAGUGUAGCAUCACGUAGACCGAUUCGUAAAAAAACUAAACCCAAGAAUGAGGACUUUGAAUAUGAUUUGUCUAACUUGUUGAAAAUGGAAGCACAAGGAUAUAGAGAUUCGCAAACUAUUACCAGUACAAAAAUAGCCCAAAGUAAGAAAAAGCCAAGUUUAGCUGAGAAUUAUGAUAAUAUCAACAGAGAUUGCUGCGGCGCUUUAGCUACUUUAUCUAAAAGGGCUUCAGAUAAAGCCAUGGCUGUUAUGAAAUCAAGCUUUAUUUUACCCAAAGUUCAAAAGGAUGUUCGUCUUUCAAAUAUAUUUGCAAAACCUUUACCUAAAAUGUUACGAGGUGACAAAGUUUCACCCAGAAAAGAUUUAACUGAUGAUUCGAAAGAUAGUGCUAGUCCACAUAAAGAACAAAAAAAUAAAGCUCUUUUAGGAGACAAUGUUAGUUCCUUAGAUAAAGUAGAAGUAACUUCUGAUAAUAACAGUUACCCAUCUGAUACAAAACCUGUUAAUACUUCAGUAGGAUCAAGUGAGAAUGUUAAAUCAAACAAAAGAAUACCAGCUGUCCUUCCUAUUACAUUCCGCCGGCAGAGUUUAGAAGCCAUUAAGCCUCUUAUCAAUAAGAACAUAACAGAUUUUACAAAAGCCGGAAUGAAAACUAAAAUACUGGUGAUAAAACCUAUAAAUAGAGGUAAAGAUAGUGCAGUAAAUCCUAAAACACCUUUGAAGUUUCAAACUAUCAAACUGAAAGAUCCUUCUAAAGGUAGUUUAUCUAACGAGGUUAAUUCAUCUGACCAAGUCAUGGUCGUAAAGGUUCCUACAGUUGAUUGUGCAUCUGUAAGACCUGUGCCAGAAACAUGUACUAAUGAGAAUGAAAAAGUUAUAUUAACUGAAGAAAAUGAUAUUAAUAACGACGUUAGUAAUGAGAGUUCAGGUGAAGUAGAAGAUGGUAAUUGUAGCAAUAUGCAACCAAACGACUGUGAAACUGCCGAAAGUACUUUAAAAUCUAUUGACGUUAGUGAUGAACCUGAAGUAAUUAAAGAUAAUAGUGACAACGAAAUUAAAACAGAAAUAAAUAGUUCUGAAAAUGCCGAGGGUUUAACAUAGAAACAGAUUGUUUUAUUAUGAAUUGCCUAUCUACCUUUAUUUCACUGCUCUUGAAAAUAAGUAGCUCUUGCUUUAUGUUUAAUUCCAUUAUCUGUUAUGUUUUGUUAGGUAAUCAAUAAAGAAUUUCUAUAAGCAA
Messenger RNA from Plodia interpunctella (Indianmeal moth), 3568 nucleotides. RefSeq lists its product as uncharacterized. Lineage: Eukaryota; Metazoa; Arthropoda; Insecta; Lepidoptera; Pyralidae. The record is from RefSeq and is a predicted model, not a curated record. Bases 154 to 3432 code for a protein of 1092 amino acids. The transcript has 10 exons.